This is a messenger RNA of Staurois parvus, 308 nucleotides long. The record is from the annotation of a GenBank genome assembly. Lineage: Eukaryota; Metazoa; Chordata; Amphibia; Anura; Ranidae.
AUCGCGGGAGCGCAGGACAAGAGGCCAUUAACCUCCCUGGCGGUAUUCCCGAGUGUAGCUCGGGGUAGAGUUUUAGUACCAAAAAAAGCGGUAACCCCGAGCUACACUCGGGCUUACCAUGCGGCGCUGAAUAGGGAGUCCCUGCAGCACUUACCUUGUCCUUCGCUCCCACGAUGUGUCCCCUGAAGCGUCCCCGGCCAUCUCCUCCGGCUGAUGCCGGCAUCCGGCUUCUGUGUUCCGGUCCCCGUGACGUCGGGACGUACGGGCGGCGGCGGCGGCGGCGGGAAAUUUGAAAAUUUUAAAAAAUG